Notolabrus celidotus (New Zealand spotty) is the source of this 3570-nucleotide messenger RNA. Its product is annotated as afadin. Lineage: Eukaryota; Metazoa; Chordata; Actinopteri; Labriformes; Labridae. Gene Ontology annotation, molecular function: cell adhesion molecule binding. Bases 1 to 3570 code for a protein of 1189 amino acids. The record is from RefSeq and is a predicted model, not a curated record. Gene Ontology annotation, biological process: signal transduction; regulation of protein localization. Gene Ontology annotation, cellular component: adherens junction. The transcript is spliced from 23 exons.
AUGCCGGAGGAGAAAGGACGGGAGAAAUUAGCUCAAGUUAUCAGACAAUGGAAUAACAACAGGCUGGACCUUUUUGAAAUAAGCCAACCAGAUGAGGACUUGGGGUUUCAUGGUGUGAUGCGCUUCUACUUUGAGGAUCAUGUUGGAGGAAAUGUGGCCACAAAGUGUCUGCGUGUGUCCAGCUGCUCUUCAACUCAAGAGGUCAUUGGAAUUCUUUCAGAGAAAUUCAGGCCUGAUAUGAAAAUGCUGACGACAAGUUAUUCCUUGUUUGAGAUCCACGCCAGUAAAGAACGUAAACUGGAUCUGGAUGAGAGGCCUUUGGUUGUACAGCUACACUGGACCACAGACAACAGAGAAGGACGUUUUGUGCUCAAGAGAGACAAACAGAGUUCUGAGGAAAACUGUCAAGAGAAGGAAAAGGGAGGCGUGAUCCAAAACUUCAAGAGGACACUGUCAAGAAAAGACAAGAAGAAAGAGAAGAACAAAACUAAAACAACAGAGGAUGAGUACGGGUCAACUGAAUCUCUACUGAACAACAACAGCAUUUGUGUGUCCAACCAUGAGGCAAAUAUGCAACAGAGGCAGACUGACCAGGCUGAGGAAGCCUUCCUGUCUGCAGUCAUAAAUUACACCAACAGCUCCACAGUUCAUUUCAAGCUCUCACCUGCAUACGUCCUCUAUGCUGUGGGACGCUUUUCUCUGCAAAGGCAUCACCGGCGAAGCUCUCCUCCAUCACAAAGUGUAGCCUCCAUCACGAACAAAAUGGUGGUGAUGACAGGGAAGGUUAUCCAGAGGCAGCAGACCAUGGCUGGCGCUCUCGCCUUCUGGGUGGCCAACACCUCUGAGCUGCUGAACUUCCUCCAUCAUGACAAAGACCUCAGCUCACUCACACAGCAGAGUCAGCUGGAUCUGUCCCACCUGGUGCACAAAGCUUACAGGUUUCUGCUGCAGUGUCUGCAGAAUGAGUUAAGGAAGCAUUUACCAACUUUCUUAAAUGAUCCUGAGCAACACGGCAGACUGCCUGCUGGUAUAGAGUUGGUGCUCAACACCUUGAUGAACACCAUGUCUCUUUUACGCCGCUGCCGGGUCAACCCUGCCCUCACCAUCCAGCUCUUCUCCCAACUCUUCCACUUCAUCAGUGCCUGGCUGUUCAAUCAGCUGAUGAGCCAAGAGGCCAAAACCCCAGGCCUGCGCUCGCACUACUGGGGAGCUGCUCUCCGCCAGAGGCUGACAGCCAUCGAAGCCUGGGCAGAGAGGCAGGGCCUGGAGCUGGCUGCUGACUGCCACCUUGGACACAUUAUCCAGGCAACCAUGCUCCUGACCAUGAGUAAGUACUCGAUGCAAGAUGCGAAGGACGUCCAGAGUGUCUGUUUUAAGCUGAAUUCACUGCAGCUGAAGACUUUGCUAGCUGGCUACCUCUAUGCAACCACUGAGCCUCACAUCCCCCCAGAUUUGAUCGAUGCUGUAGUGACGGCUGCGGAGGCCUCAGCAGAUACCCUGAUUCGGAGCGAAGGACGGGACAUCCAGCUGGAGGAGAGCCUCGACCUCCACCUGCCCUUCCUGCUGCCAGAGGGAGGAUACUCCUGUGACACUGUCAGAGGAAUCCCUCCAGGGUUUAGGGAAUUUUUGGAGCCAAUUUGCCGGAAAGGUCUCUGCUCUUUAUCAUCCCAGCCAAACUCUAGAGGUGACUGGACUGUGUACUUCAGGGAACUAACCUCCUCUAAAGACAGAACAUACUUGACGGCACACAGAGAGCCAGAGAUUGUGACCAUCACUCUUAACAAACCUCUGAACAGUGGGAUGGGGGUCAGCAUUGUGGCUGCCAAGGGAGCAGGGCAAGGUAACCUUGGCAUUUACAUCAAAUCAAUUGUGAAAGGAGGACCGGCUGAAAUGAAUGGCAGGUUAACAGCUGGGGAUCAGCUGCUCAGUGUGGACGGUCAGAGUUUGGUCGGCAUCAGCCAGGAAAGGGCAGCAGCUAUCAUGAUGCAGACUGGUCCUGUUGUGACCUUACAAGUUGCAAAGUUUGGAGCAAGCUACCACGGCCUGGGGGCUCUACUGAGUGAUCCAACCUCAGAGCAAACUGCAGGUAACAGUGUUGUGGAUCCUGGACCCUCACAAGCACUGCAUGGAAGCAGCAGACGGAAGAAGGAGCAGAUGAUGCAGAGAAACAGGCAACUUUUUCGCUCCAACCCCAAUAUGACCAGCGAUUAUGCCCCUGGAGAUGGAGAUGAAAAUAUUGACCCUGUUGUGAGAGUACACAACAUUGCUGCUGUAUCCAGUAUCAACCUCUGUACCAGUGAUACAAAUCACAGGGAAUAUUUGACCCUCCCGACCCCUAAAUCCCAGGACAAGAAUAUAUCUGAAUCUGGGCGACCACAGCAACCUCUCAGGGUGUCUUUGAUGCCUUUAGACGGACAGAGAGCAAGCAAGAGGACCUUCAUGCGUCAAGCUCAGUCUCAGGAGAACUUAUGCGUGGACAGUGGAGGCCCCCUGCUGGACGAGAAGCAGAACUUGUGGGAGCAGAGGGAGCAGCAUGCAAAGCAAACCAUGAGCCACUAUUCAUCUUUCCCACUCCGCUCCAGUGUUUCUACUCAUGACCUCCUCUCAGAUAGUAUUUCUCCUAUCAGACAACAGCAAGGAAACCGUACAAGUAGCGCUGGAGUUUGGAGAACUCCUUUCUCACAACAUCCAACCCCUACACCUUCAAUCCAGCCGAUACGCAUCGAUAUCCCUGUGACUAGAGUAGUGAACACACACACAAAUCCUCCACUCACAACCUUCCAGAGCUCGUCUUUGCUGGCACUGAAAAUGAGCCAUACUCUUAAAGUUAAUGGAAAGAGUCCUCAAAACACAGCCAACCAUAUUUAUGCGUGUCCCAUCCCUGCAAUCAAGAAGCUACCUCACCCCUCAUCUCUGUCACAGCAGCAAAUAUCCGCCACAUACAAAGUUCCAGCAGCAAAACCCCAAGUGAGCAUCCCUCCAACAAAACACGUCUCCUUCCAAGAACCUCCCACUCAGCAGAGACCGGGCCCCGCCAAGCCAAAAGACCCCCUGGAGCUGUCCGACCCAUGGAGGAGGGAAGCCCAGGAGAAGCUAGAGAAGCAGCAGAGGCUGCAGGCGGUGGAGCUCCUCGAGAAGGAGGUGCAGGAGCUCCAGGGGAAAGUGAAACUGUCUGCAGAGGAGAACAACCGGCUCCGAAAGCUCAGCCUGGAGUGUCAGUUUCAGAGGAGGCUGCAGGAGAUUCAGCAGAGAGCAGAGGAGGAGGAGGAGGAUGAGGAUUUGGACAUGAUGGUGACGAUACAGCAGCUGGAGGAGAGGACGCAGAACAGGAGAAGCUCUGCUGGAAACAUCAUCACUGAACUCAAAGAGCAGGAGAAGCAGGGAGACACUCAUCUGUCUCAGAGGAAAGAAAAUGCAAAGACAGAUCAAAGACCGAGUGGACAAAUUCAAGACUUCAACAAAGAGGCAACAAAAGAGAACCAGGAGGAGAAAACCAGGAGGGCGUCAGCUCCUGAAAAGCUCACCUUCAAGGAGCGUCAGCGUCUCUUUUCCCUGGCCUCGAGUGCAUAA